GCAUUGUAUUGUUGUGCGUUUGUGACAAUGAGGAAGUCUAAUUAUUCCGACUGAUCAUUAAAUUAAUAUUUGAACGGAUUUACGUAUUGUAGUGUAUUGUGUGUGCAUAUGAGGGUCCACUGUAAAAUCAAGACUGACUUUAAAAAUGCGUAGUCACAGUUGGGCUAUGUACCUGGCGCUAGUAUUAUCAGUAAUUUGGGAAGUGGGAGGAGUAUACCAUGAAAAAUCCAUGGAAACUUUCAGUCCACCCUCCAAGUCAUCGGGAUCUUUGUUCGGCUACAGCAUCGCUUAUCAACCAGAAAGCAAAAAGUUGAUGACAAGUGCACCAAAACAUGCAACGGACAAUAUCUACGAAUGUGAAAUUGGGACCAAGAAAUGUGACCAAAUCAAAAUAAACGAUACAGACGGCUACAAGUAUGAUUACAUGUGGCUCGGUGCUACAGUUGCGACGGGUCACAAUUUCACAGUGGCGUGUGCUCCUAGAUUCACCGUAAUCAGUGGAAAAAUAGGUACUCGUACCUAUUCAGGAACUUACAGUAGGUGUUACCUACUGUCUGGACACGAUGUGACGGAAAUGCAACAGCUUGAAUACGAACGCCUCACACCUGCGGAAAGAAAUAUGAAAUCGUUUGGCUGGAGCGCUAACGUUGACAUUCAUGAUGCCGUCGUCAUUGGAGGGCCGGCUAUGCACACAGGCCGAGCCAUCUUGUACGAAAACGUCGAUGCCUCUCCGAGAAGUUUGAACUAUGCAAUGAUCGCCAAAAGCAGGGGAAAAAUGGAAGCCAACUUUAAUUUUGGGUACAGUGUAACUUCUGGUUACUUCCGGAAUGUGACUCAAAUCAUGUAUGCAAUAAGUUCCACUUAUGGAGUUCAUGGAGUUGGCAAGGUGGUGGUGACGGAUCUGAAAAAUAGCUGGGUUUUACCACAGCCUUACUCGGGAAACCGGGAAGUAGGAUCUCUGUACGGGGCAGCUAUGGCUUCCGCGAGCCUCCUCGGGCCAGGCCGGCGGCAAGCUUUGCUGGUCGGAGCGCCCCGUUACGCCGAAAAAGGACGCAUCGAUGCAGGCUUGGUGUAUAUUUAUCAGUAUCAUUUUGGUGCAAAGGCGAUCACUCCCCAAAAAAAGAUUUUCGGUACAAAGGACAAUGGUCAAUUCGGUAGCGCAAUCAUAAGCCUCGGCGACUUGAAUGGUGAUAAAAGAGAUGAAGUUGCCAUAGCAGCACCAUACGAGGACGGCGGAGGCGCCGUGUACAUCUACUCCGGCGAGCGUAUCCUCAGUGAGAAGGCGGAGCAGUCGCGCCGGUGGCUGCAGCGCCUGCAGCCGGGGUCCCGCGCCUUCGGUCUCAGUCUCACUGCGCUCCGGGAUUACGAUGACAACGGGUGCAAUGAACUUGCAAUCGGCGCCCCGUACAGCGACAAAGUAUUUCUUUUGAGGUGUAUGUCAAAAAUUAUAGUUAACGUCAAAUAUCUGGAGCAAUACAAGCAGCCUCCAUUCUCUAGUGCGCGCCGCAACGAUACAUAUUUCGUCUUCGAGUCGUGUCUGGACAUAGAGUUUCCAGAGAAACCUAAAACUGUAGAAGCAGAUAUUCUAUUAAAAGUCAGCAUCACUCACAAAGACGCGAAACUGGAAAAUGCUACAGGGAAUGCUAAAUCCGUCGACUAUCCUUUAAAAAUUCAAGACAGAAGUAAGACCAGUGAAUGUGUGCGAGUGGGCUUCAUUAUACCAAAGGUUACCGGCUACGACCCAUCUAUCCAGUACCAAAUAACGGCUACUCAAACCAACAGUCCUACGGCUGACGCGACGUUCAGUCCAUCGCGCGCGGUGCUCAGUGAUCUCAGCCGACUCAGUGCGUCCGACAAGGUGUGGGUGGCGGACUGCGCUGGCGCAGGCGGCGAGUGCAGGCCCGUGUUUGUCGAUGCGAUUAUGAGCUCCAGCCUUAAGGACGAUUACGUCAUCGGUUCAUCAGACACAGAAACCGUGAGUUUCCACGUGUCCAACACCGGCGACGUGGCUUACAGCGCCUGCGCGAAGGUAGCCACGACUGGCGUGCGCGUGGGCACGUGGCCGCUCACAUGCAAGCUCGGCAAGAAGGAGCUCUCUUGCGAACCUCAGGCACCAGUCGAGAAGAACACUACUUGGUUAACUGAAGAAAUAAAACUUGAUAUGACAACUCUGAAGAGCAACGAUAAGGAGAUAAAAAUUACCAUUUUAUUUCUGCCAAAUUGCCAAACGACUAAGGGAGUGUUAAAAUUAAAUUUUACUCGUAAAUUGCUUCCUGAUUAUAAAGGAAUCGCUUUAAAAAAGCCUACGGAGGAUAUUAUCGAACUAACAAAGGAGGAGCUGAUUGAAGAUGGAAAACAUACAUCACAUGUAUACACAGUGGCCAAUACUGGGCUUACAACAUGGGUCAAUCUGCGAUGUGAAAUAGUAAUAGAACCAAAAUUUUUUUACAAUGAUACGACGGUUACAGUAGACACCCAAGGAGGGUCCUGCGAACCGCUUCUGAAGAAUAAAGACGGGCAGUAUACAACGACGUGUACCAUCGUGGAGCUUCGGAAAGACCACAAGUUUGACGUCAUCAUCCCCAUUUACAUAGAGCCGGGUUUGAUUGACCCUGCUGCUCUCCGCGGUGAAAAAAGCAAAGUAACAAUUUCAUCCCGCAUGAAGCUGGUAUACGAGAACCAAUCACAAGAGAUAAGCAUUGUCAGCAAGUUGAAGUUGAAUGAGGCUGUGGUGCCACUUUGGGUCAUCAUCAUUGCAGCUCUGGUGGGCCUGCUCAUCAUAAUCAUCAUCGUAGUCGCCCUGUAUGAGUUGGGCUUCCUGAGACGAAAAAAGAGAAAUGAUUUGAAGAGAUUAAGAAAUAGUGUCCGUCGUCAAACUAUUCGUCGCUCAAUGCGCGUCGAAAGUAUGCGUGCAUCAGCCGGAGCAGAUCGCCCUGUUGACGAGGAGAAACUUAUCCAAGAAAAUGGGACAAAUGACGAACAUAAAGGCACAGAUCCGCCUGUCCAGAGCACAGACCCGCCCAAAAAGAGCACAGAUCGCACAUACCUGCCUGAAAAGAGCACAGAUUUGCCAGAAACGAGCACAGAUUCGCCAAAGAACUCGGAACCUAACAAUGACACAGUUAAGUACACUAAGGCCAACGAUGACCCGGAUAUUGACAAUGACAAAUGUAAAAUCAUAAAAAACCACCAAAUCAUUCGCGGGUUGCAGAAAAAUUUAACACAAAACCGUUCCUUGACUCACCUGGCAGUGACUCCGAAGGAACCCAAUGACAACGCUCUGAACACUCAUAUGUAAUUUAUAAUAAUUAAUUUAAAUCAAAUAAAAUGAUUGUAAUGAGUUUUUAAUAAAAUUUUGUUUAUGUACUCGUAUUUAUGUGCCAAUAGCAACUAGAAUUUUUAGUUUAUUAAAAAUCGACUCUCUUC
Ostrinia nubilalis (European corn borer) is the source of this 3426-nucleotide messenger RNA. Its product is annotated as integrin alpha-PS5-like. Gene Ontology annotation, biological process: cell-cell adhesion; cell-matrix adhesion; cell adhesion mediated by integrin. Gene Ontology annotation, cellular component: integrin complex; external side of plasma membrane. The record is from RefSeq and is a predicted model, not a curated record. The transcript has 26 exons. Gene Ontology annotation, molecular function: integrin binding. NCBI's taxonomy places the organism in Eukaryota, Metazoa, Arthropoda, Insecta, Lepidoptera, Crambidae. Bases 146 to 3298 code for a protein of 1050 amino acids.